UUGUCCUGUGUGGCGACUGUCGUUAUUGGCCUAACCUGCCGGGUCCCCACUCAGCACACUCGGUACUGAGAUCUCUCAACCAUCAGACUGGUGCGCUGUACGAAACACGUCAACGUCUCAUAUCAACAGAAAGAUGGGACUUGUGAGGAUAAAAGAAUGCAGUGCUCAGUCAUUACUUCGCCUCGUUGUCUUUGCCAAAGUCAAACUCGCACAGUUCUUGCCGCUGCAAGGCGGGCGGAUCUACCUAGGGUCAGAGGAUACCAUAUUGCUCCUCGCACCGUCAGACACACACUCUUUCGACAAAGACUUCUGUCCUGGGGACAGCUGGAUAUCGAUACCCCGACAAGAGAUCGGCUUGGCUAGUCCAAAGGAAAAAGGAGAGGGAAUACGUGAGACGGCAAUGCCCAGUACAAGGCAUGUGUGGGUAUGGCGAUGCCAUAACUGCUUUGCCGGACCGAUCGUGAGGGACGAAUCCGAGGAAUGCCAACGUUGUAACCAUAUAAGAUGUGAGAACUGCAUCACACACCGCCUCAAGCUGAAAAGGCCGCCUACGACCCCGUCUACUCGACAAUGACACCGACGGCGGCGAUCUCAGGAAUGGCACACAGGCAGGCGCUGGGCCAAAUAGAAGAAGCCGACGGCGAUGACCUUAGGGAUGGCAUACACUGACACAGGCAGGCGCUGGGUCAAGAAUAGGAUGGAGGUAGGGAGUAUCUGCCUGUUGGGAAGAGCAAGGUGAAGCACCUCCCUGCACUGUUGCAGGGCGGUUGCGGGUUGUGGGUUGUGGGUU
Molecule: messenger RNA, 790 nt
Organism: Lasiosphaeria miniovina
Lineage: Eukaryota; Fungi; Ascomycota; Sordariomycetes; Sordariales; Lasiosphaeriaceae
Exons: 3
Coding region: 134-574 (146 amino acids)
Source: RefSeq, a predicted model, not a curated record